Lytechinus variegatus (green sea urchin) is the source of this 769-nucleotide messenger RNA. RefSeq names its product F-box/LRR-repeat protein 2-like. NCBI's taxonomy places the organism in Eukaryota, Metazoa, Echinodermata, Echinoidea, Temnopleuroida, Toxopneustidae. The transcript is spliced from 2 exons. The record is from RefSeq and is a predicted model, not a curated record. Gene Ontology annotation, cellular component: SCF ubiquitin ligase complex. Gene Ontology annotation, biological process: SCF-dependent proteasomal ubiquitin-dependent protein catabolic process. Bases 178 to 738 code for a protein of 186 amino acids. Gene Ontology annotation, molecular function: protein binding.
UGUCACCUACUAAUGAGUCUUGUUAAUGUUGUCGAACCCGCAACUGUUUCUCCAAGUGGGGCCUAUUAAUUUCGCUGCUUCCUGUGGGGUUGCAGAUUAACAGAGCACCUGCGGACCUUACAGUAUCUGGACAUCAGCCAAAGCCGAUGUGGUGAUGCUGACAUCGAAGCCAUUGUGAUGAACUGUUCCUUGCUGCUCACACUCAAGCUUCGUAACUGCUCCCUCCACGAUCGUGGAUUAAAACACAUUGGUAGAUGGUUACCAAUUCUUCAACACCUCGACAUCGCCGACAACCACGAUAUCACUGACCGCGGACUGGAGUUCAUCGCUUGCGGCUGUGACCAAUACCUCGAGCACGUGGACGUGUCACGGUGUUUCGACAUCCACGGUCCCGGUCUCAACAUCCUGGCGAGUGCCUGCCACUCGCUGCGCACCGUGAUCGCAAGGGAAUGUUUCGACAUGACAUCGAACACGAUCACCUACAUUUCACUGCACUGCACGAACGUCCGACAUCUCGACGUCUCCUUCAAUCUCUGUGUCACCGAUGGAACGCUGUCGAGCAUCGCCCAUGACCGCAGGCCUAAUGAGGAGCUCGAGGUGGUCACGAAAGGAUGUCCCUAUGUCCUUGGUCAUCGAUUUCAAGGCGGAUUCGAAUCCGGUGAUCGACGUCGCUUUCGAUUUGUCGAUUGGGAAGCAAGGGGAAAUGAUGAGUUUGUCAUUUGGGAGACUAAUGUUUGAUCUUCAACCAAGAUGCGGUACCAACUUGGUC